AUGAAAGCCCCCCACCGUCCUUUGCGCUCCCUCUCCGCUAUCCCCGUGUCCUCGUCUGGCGCGGUUAGACUCGUCAGCGGCACAAGCAAUGCGAGAUCUUCCGUUGCUGCUGCUUCAUCCAGCAACCUCUUGCAGCAGCAGACUUCUCCAUCGCCCAAGAAAGAUUCCGGCUCGCCCUUGUCGAAACUCCCUCUGUCGUCUGUCUUGCGGUCCUUGUUGAUUCUAUCCGUCUCUUCGUCAUCCCUCCUGCUGAAGCCAUGCAUCUACACCCUCUCCAUGCUGGCCCACCCCAAGACGGCCGUGUUGGAUGUCGCAAAGAACCCUUUCCUCAACAUGCUGGUGAAGCACACGCUCUACAAGCAGUUCAACGCCGGUGAAAAUAAGCUGGAGGUUCAACAGUCUAUUCGUGACAUCAAGCAGCUGGGUUACAGAGGUGUUCUCCUUGGAUACGCUCGCGAGGUGCUGGUUGGCGAGAGCAAUGUCGACCCUCGUGACGAGAAGGCUGCCCGCCAGGAGAUCCAGAUGUGGCUGGACGGAACCCUCCAGACUGUGGACAUGGCUCAGGAAGGAGAUUUUGUCGCUCUCAAAUUCACCGGUAUGGGUGUCCAGGCCCUCGAUGUCUUGCAGAAGCAGGGAGCCCCUACUGAAUUCAUGGACGCUUCUAUCCGCAAGGUCUGCGACCUCGCUAUCUCUCGAAACGUGCGCCUGCUGGUCGACGCAGAGGAACAGGCCGUCCAGCCCGGUAUUGAGGAGUGGAUGAUGAAAUACCAGAAAUACUGCAACUCGCAGACACCGGGUCGUUCCAUCUUCUACAACACCUACCAGGCUUAUUUGCGUGCCACCCCGGAGACUAUCGCCAAGCACCUCGAAAUUGCUCGCCAGGAGGGCUACACUCUUGGUGUCAAGUUGGUUCGUGGCGCAUACCUGAAGAUUGAAAAGCGUCAGUUGAUCUGGGCUGAGAAGGAGGAAACGGACGAGUGCUAUGAUGGCGUCGUAGAGGCCCUUCUCACUCGCCGCUACAACUCCAUGCUGAAGUCCGCCAAUGAGAAGCACUCGACCGAGCUGCCUCCGGUGAAUGUCAUCAUUGCCACUCACAACCGUGACUCUGUUCGCAAGGCACACGCUCUUCGUAUCCAGCAGGCCGGCCGUGGAGAGUCCCAUGGUGUCGAUCUGUCUUAUGCCCAGCUCCAGGGUAUGGCUGACGAAGUCAGCUGUGAGCUGCUCGAGGGCUUCCAGAGCGCCGAGGAAACCACUGCCAGCCGGGCUACCGAGAACCCUAACGUGUUCAAGCUUCUGACCUGGGGAACCGUCAAGGAGUGCAUGGGUUUCUUGCAAAGACGUGCCAUCGAGAACACCGAGGCCGUUGGACGUACCAAGCAAUCCCGAGAGGCCAUGUUUGCUGAGCUCCGGCGGAGAGCCCGCAUGGCAUUCCGGGCAAGCAACUAA
Aspergillus wentii DTO 134E9 is the source of this 1446-nucleotide messenger RNA. RefSeq names its product proline dehydrogenase family protein. NCBI's taxonomy places the organism in Eukaryota, Fungi, Ascomycota, Eurotiomycetes, Eurotiales, Aspergillaceae. Gene Ontology annotation, cellular component: mitochondrion. The record is from RefSeq and is a predicted model, not a curated record. The transcript has 2 exons. Gene Ontology annotation, molecular function: proline dehydrogenase activity; FAD binding. The coding region runs from base 1 to 1446 and encodes 481 amino acids.